Molecule: messenger RNA, 1560 nt
Organism: Acanthosepion pharaonis
Lineage: Eukaryota; Metazoa; Mollusca; Cephalopoda; Sepiida; Sepiidae
Source: the annotation of a GenBank genome assembly
AUGUCCAGUGCCCAAAAGCCAACCCACCCUGUUAACCAAAAGCCAAACCAUCCCGGUGCCCAAAAGCCAACCCACAUUCCGUUGACGAAAAGCCAAUCAACCACCGGAGCCCAAAAGCCAACUCACUCCCAGUGCCCAAAAGCCAAGCCACCCCGGUUCACAAAAGCCAACCCACCCCUUACUGAUAAAGGAAUGUUGAUCCUGCGUUUUUGUUUCAUUCAGAAAGAACCGAACACCUACGAUUCGGGAUUUGCUUGUUUGCCAUGCGCACCCGGAUGCGAGACUUGUGAAGACGGACGACCGUGUAUCUUAGCGCUCAACUGGAUCCAACGAAGUAUUCUGCUUGGCAUCGCCGGUUUAAUUAUGUGCUGCAUUCCGCUUCUCAUUUGGUUUACAGUCCAAUACCGCGAAGUGAAGGUAUUGAAGGCUUCGAGUCCACUUCUUAUGCGGAUAAUUCUUCUAGGGGCCUUUUUCUUAUAUUGUCCGCAAAUUCCUUCACACACUUUCUUUUUUUCUAUUUUAUCUUUUCUUCUUUUCUUUUGUCUCUUUCUUUACUGUUCUUUCUGUUACAUUUCUCCUUUCUUUUCUCUGUGUUGUCUUCUCAUUCUCUUAUAUUUUUCUUCUUCACUUUCUCUUAUAUUUUCUUCUCGUUCUUCUUUUUUUUUUCUUUUUCAUUUUCUAUUUUUUUCGUCUAUUUUCCCUCUUCUUUUCUAUCUCUACUUUCUACUACUCCUUAUCACGAUUUUUUUUCUUCAUUCCUUUUUCCCUUACCUUUUUUUCUUUCUCUAUUUUUUUUUUAUUUUUGUCACUCGUUUUUCAUCUUCCUCCUCACUCACUCACUCACUCACUCACUCACUCACUCACUCACUCACUCUUCUUUUAUUCUUUUUCUCUUACUUUUUUCUAUCAUUCCCCCUUUGUAACUUCCUUUCUUAUUUUUCUUCUUCCCUCUCUCCUUUUGAUUUCUUCUUUUUCUCUCACUUUUUUCUCGCUCUUCUUUCCUUUUCUCUUACUUACCUUCUUUCCUCCAUACUUUUAUUAGCCUUCUCUCUCUUAUUAAUUUUCCUUCUCCCCCGCUUUCCUUCUACUCUCUACUUAUUCAUUCUCUCUCUCUCUCUCUCUUCUUUUUCUCUGUCUUUUUUUCUUUUUCUUUUUCUUUCCUCUUUCUCUUAUUUUUCUUUUUUCCUUCCUCUUUCUCUUAUUUUUCUUUUUUCCUUCCCUCUUUCUAACCUUCUCUUUCUUCUUCCUGCUGUUUUUUUGCUUUCUUCCUUCUCUCUCUCUCUCUCUCUCUCUCUCUCUCUUUCUCGCUGUCUCUCUUUUUUCUCUCUUUUCCUCUCUUUCAUUUUUCUCUUACUCCUUCUUUUUCCUCACCUCUUUCAACUCUUCUUUUUCUUAUUCAUCCACUCUCCUUUUGCUUUCUUCCUUAUUUUACUCCUCUCUAUCUACCUAUCUAUCUAUCUAUCUAUCUAUCUAUCUAUAUAUAUAUAUAUAUAUAUAUAUAUAUAUAUAUAUAUCUUUAUCACACACGCGCUAUUCUUAACUGAUCAAUUUUUGUCCUAA